Messenger RNA from Prosopis cineraria, 466 nucleotides. RefSeq names its product VQ motif-containing protein 29-like. Bases 26 to 460 code for a protein of 144 amino acids. The record is from RefSeq and is a predicted model, not a curated record. The transcript has a single exon. NCBI's taxonomy places the organism in Eukaryota, Viridiplantae, Streptophyta, Magnoliopsida, Fabales, Fabaceae.
AUUCCAUACCCAGAAAAAUUGCAGGAUGAUGCAAGAGUAUUCCAGUUCCCAUGGUUCAUCCGUCACAGACGAAGCGAGGGAUGUGAAACAUGGUUCCUGGCUCCAUUCUGUGAGGAAGCCAAUAUCGAAGCCGUGUAAGAAGGCUCCGGUGGCACCGAUGCCUCCGACUCCAAUCAAAGUGUACAAGGUCGAUCCUAUGAACUUCCGGGAUCUUGUUCAACAGCUUACCGGUGCACCCGAGUUCAAGCCUCACCAUCUUCAAAGCGUUGCACCGCCUACACCUAUGCCUGUUUCUUCCUUCGUUGAAUCUUCGAGCAGAGACAUUAAAACAGUGACCUCUUCAAAUUUCAAUUGGCCUCCCCAAGCGCCUGUGUCUAACCUCUACCUGCAGGACUUGGAAGCUGAAGCAAUGGGAAUAGGGUUGAAAUAUCAAGAUAUUUCGGGUACGCCCUGGAAUUGAAUCUGU